CGUAGACAUACAGCUAGAAUAGUUUCCUCAUUUCAAAUUUGCUUCGCAACCGAAUCACUUCCACAAUAUCAAAAAGAAAUCGAGGCAAAAUUCCAUCAAUCAUCCAUCGUAACAACAACCAUGCAGCAAAUAAUGAAUUCCGAGAUGAACUUGCCGGUGAUCUACACAAUGUCUGUGAUCGUCUUGCUGCUAUUGAUCCACACAAUUUUCUCAUGGCGACAACUGAAGCAAAUGCGGAACAAUUGGUCUCUGAUAGAGGCCUUCUGUCGAUUGGAGCCGGGUACCGUGUGCAGCAUUUGCCUUGAGUCCAUCACGGUGGGCGACACAAUUCUGGCCGAUCUUCAGCGUCUUGCCUGUGAUCAUUGGUUCCACAAGAUUUGUCUUCGCGCCUGGCUUAUUCGUGCCGCGAACUGUCCGAAUUGCCGACGUCACAUCGAUCUACCCAAAGAGCUGCCGGACUUAUUUCCCUCUGACUUUGACUUGGACGCUGGCAGCGACAAUGACAACGAUGAACUGGAUUUUUGAUAACUCUUCAAUUCAAUUUGUAUAACGCUUUCUUAU
This is a messenger RNA of Drosophila sulfurigaster albostrigata, 561 nucleotides long. RefSeq lists its product as uncharacterized. NCBI's taxonomy places the organism in Eukaryota, Metazoa, Arthropoda, Insecta, Diptera, Drosophilidae. The transcript has a single exon. The record is from RefSeq and is a predicted model, not a curated record. Gene Ontology annotation, biological process: protein ubiquitination. Gene Ontology annotation, molecular function: ubiquitin protein ligase activity. Bases 121 to 525 code for a protein of 134 amino acids.